Molecule: messenger RNA, 1963 nt
Organism: Octodon degus (degu)
Lineage: Eukaryota; Metazoa; Chordata; Mammalia; Rodentia; Octodontidae
Gene: Lum
Product: lumican
Exons: 3
Coding region: 354-1370 (338 amino acids)
Molecular function (GO): protein binding
Source: RefSeq, a predicted model, not a curated record
GCUAUGGUAUUUGAGCUCGUUUAAGCACAGAACUUUCUCCAUUCCAUAGGGAGUGAGGGAGGCUGUGUCUGCUCACCAUGCCCACCUGCACUUCGUUAGGGAGCAGAAUAUUCACAUGCCACACCACAAGAGCGCCACAGUGACAUAACUCCAUUCAGAGCCUGGCGUGACUGCGCUGCUCCCCCCACCCCCACCCUCCUCAGCUCUUGUAUCACUAAGAUUCUGGCAGUCAGUCCCGUCCUGACAGAGUUCACAGCAUAUAUUGGUGGAUUCUUGUCCACAGUGCAUCUGCUUUAAGAAUUAACAAAAGCAGUGUCAAGACAGUAAGGUAAGAUUCGGAGCAUUUGUUGAAAAUGAACGUAGGCACGGUUACUUUCCUCUUGGCAUUGACCAGUGGCGUCAGUGGGCAGUACUACGAUUAUGAUUACUACCCUUCCUUUUUGCGUUCUUCCUCACCCAACUGCGCACCAGAAUGCGAAUGCCCAGGCAACUACCCAACCGCCAUGUACUGCGAUGAGCUAAAGCUAAAAAGUGUGCCCAUGGUACCUCCUGGCAUCAAGUACCUCUACCUCCGGAAUAACCAGAUUGACCACCUUGAUGAAAAGGCCUUUGAGAACGUGACCGAUCUUCAGUGGCUUAUUCUAGAUCACAAUCUUCUAGAAAACUCCAAGAUAAAGGGGAAAGUUUUCGCCAAACUGAAACAGCUGAAGAAGCUGCACAUAAACUACAACAACCUGACAGAGACUGUGAGCCCACUGCCCAAAUCUCUGGAGGAUCUUCAGCUCACUAACAACAAAAUUUCAAAGCUGGGAUCCUUUGAAGGGCUGGUGAACCUUACUUUCAUCCACCUUCAACACAAUCAGCUGAAGGAGGAAACCAUUUCAGCUGCUUUAAGAGGUCUUAAGUCCCUUGAAUACCUGGACUUGAGUUUUAACCAGAUGUCAAAACUUCCAUCUGGUCUCCCUGCAUCUCUUCUAACUCUCUACCUAGACAAUAAUCAGAUUAAAAACAUCCCUGAUGAGUAUUUCAAGCGUUUUGGUGCACUGCAAUACCUGCGUUUAUCUCACAAUGAACUAGCUGAUGGAGGGGUACCCGGAAAUACGUUUAAUAUAUCAUCUCUGCUUGAGCUGGACCUCUCCUAUAAUAAACUGAAAAGUAUACCAACUGUUAGUGAAAACCUUGAAAACUAUUACUUGCAGGUCAAUGAACUUGAAAAGUUUGAGGUGAAGAGCUUCUGUAAGAUCCUGGGACCAUUGUCCUACUCCAAGAUCAAGCACUUGCGCUUGGACGGCAACCCCCUUACACAGAGCAGCCUGCCACCUGACAUGUAUGAGUGUCUACGCGUAGCAAAUGAAAUCACUGUUAAUUAGUAUCUACUCAUUCCAAUUAUAUUAAGGUAUAUCUUAGAGUGAUACUUCAUUUUUUUUUUGAAUGUAAGGUUUUCAUGGCAUCCAUUUUUGUUGUUGUUUUUUAAUUCCAUUAAUUUUAAAUUCUGGAGGAAAAUGUUUUGUAAACAUUUCCUACUUUUAUUUUAAAAGAUGAAAAGCGGGCCUAUUUCAUCAAAAGAACACACACACUAACAGACAUAAAACUCUAUGCUUUGUUUGUCAAUAUAUUGUUUUCUGUAUUUUUACUGCCCAAAGAUAUGCAAAGCUUUUUAUUCCCGGCAUGGAAACCAACAAAUGUCGUAACGUAUGUGUCACCUUGAUCCAGAUUGUCCUAUUAUGGUCAGAUUUGUGAUGGUGAAAAUCAGGUGGCAAAAUCAGAAGUCAGUAAUUUUGCAAAACGCUAAACAAAAUUUCUGAAGCCAUAUGCACCUAUGCAGUAUUUUCAGUGUGAAGAAUUUACUUAUCUACAUAGCAAAAUGUUUCUACAAUUUAUUCUAAGUCAUGUAUGAUUCUUUUUGAUUAUUUGCAUGUUGUGUUUAACAAGCUAAUAGCAAAAUAAAACAUAGCAAGUGGCA